AAACAGUCACACGUAUUUUCCAAUCGUUCCGACUUUUUGUAACGAAGUAGAAAUAAACCUCCGUGUUUGUGCUAACGACAGUCAACGUUUUGUUUAGCGUCUAUUGAUUUGAAGUGAAGUGUCUUUAAAAAAAUAGAACAUGGCCAUCGCAUUUUACAUCCCUGCAAUCGAUGAUGAAAUCGAAAAGCAACAUAAACUGCAAAUGCAGCAACUGUUGUUACAACAACAAACGGCUCAGGAUCAGCCACCGCAAACGCCUACUACUCCAACCAGUCCGGGAGCGAUUCCGCCAACUCCACCGCUAAGUCCGACGCUGACCCAGGUCAGCAUUCAUCACAACCGCUACCACCUGGUUCAGGCUUUCCACGAAAUGCUCUUCCGGCAUACACAAGAAAAUAACCCUACGCGAACCCGCUGUCUACUGUGCAACAAGCUUUACUACCUGCUCCGAAAAGUGUACUGAAGUGUCACAAUCGCAGUGCUUACGGAUAUUUAUUUUUCCAAAAACAAAUGCAACAAUUGUUCAAAUCGUACUUGGUACUCGAGCUCCGGAAAAAUAAUGUGAAAAUUAUUUGUUCCGGAUGCGCACCGAAGUACCCGAUCAGUCGGCUUACAAUGCAAGCUGACUGUGGACUUCAACGCCCGCUAAUGCUGCAGAAGGUGGCCACGUUCGGGAAUUGAUGAUUCUUUGCCAGGAAUCAGUCUGAAUAGUCCUUGGUAACGGUGGCCAGAAAAGGGGGUAACAUCGCCUGUUGACUUCGAAUGUUUACGGAGGCACACAGUGUAGAAAAAGUGAUACAAUAA
This is a messenger RNA of Topomyia yanbarensis, 804 nucleotides long. RefSeq lists its product as uncharacterized. The record is from RefSeq and is a predicted model, not a curated record. The transcript is spliced from 3 exons. Lineage: Eukaryota; Metazoa; Arthropoda; Insecta; Diptera; Culicidae. Bases 140 to 463 code for a protein of 107 amino acids.